Lentinula edodes (shiitake mushroom) is the source of this 930-nucleotide messenger RNA. RefSeq names its product CRAL/TRIO domain-containing protein. The coding region runs from base 1 to 930 and encodes 309 amino acids. Lineage: Eukaryota; Fungi; Basidiomycota; Agaricomycetes; Agaricales; Omphalotaceae. Gene Ontology annotation, molecular function: phosphatidylinositol transfer activity. The record is from RefSeq and is a predicted model, not a curated record. Gene Ontology annotation, cellular component: cortical endoplasmic reticulum; cytosol; plasma membrane. Gene Ontology annotation, biological process: regulation of exocytosis; Golgi to plasma membrane protein transport. The transcript is spliced from 7 exons.
AUGUCGGAAACAGAAGCAACGCAGACUGCCGUUGCUCCUGCGGACUCGGAGCCUCAAGAGACUUCGUACGGGGUAAUACAAGAAUCAGCUCCUGAAGGUCUUGCUGUCGAACCAAUUGAGCCCAAGACUGCUUUGACCGACCAAUUCACACCAAAGGAGUGGGAUGCUUUGAAGGCCUUCCGGGUUGAAAUUCCUGAUGCGUUGGCUUCUGCUUAUCCCGACAAGAACAACGCGAAGACCGCUGCUGUAAAGUUAUGGGGCGUUACUAUAGAGCCCUCUAAUCUUCUUGACGCUAAAGUGAGUGUUGUUCUCAUGAAAUUUCUACGAGCCAGAAAUCUCAGUGUGAGCGAAGGGAAAACUAUGUUCAUUGCUACGCUGCGCUGGAGGGACCAGUUCAACGUCGAAGCUGCUUGCAAGGAAGAAUUUCCUCAAGACGUGUUCGGACAGUUAGGUCACAUUUAUGGACAGGACAAGGCAGGGCGACCAGUCGUAUACAAUGUAUAUGGCGGUAACCAAGACCUUAAAGCUGUUUUUGGGGACAUACAGCGUUUCUUGAGAUGGCGUGUGGCAUUCAUGGAGAAGAGCAUAGAGUUGCUCGACUUCGAAACUACCGAUCAGAUGAUUCAAGUGCAUGACUACGCAGGAGUUUCCAUGACAAGUCGCGAUACUAACUCCAAGAACGCUGCAUCGGAAGCAAGUAGUAUCUUCUCUAGCCAUUAUCCCGAACUCUUGCACAAGAAGUACUUCGUCAACGUCCCUUCGUAUAUGACUUGGAUAUUUUGGCUAUUCAAACCUCUCAUGCCAUCAGCUACGUUAGCGAAGAUGUCAGUUGUCGGAUCCGGAGCUUCGACUAUUGGCAAGGCGCUUUUGGCCGAAGUCAAUGCCAAGCAACUUCCGACCCGUUACGGGGGUGAAGCAGAAGCAUUCUGA